GAGGCAAGCUCGGUGUGAGGCGGGGCUGCGCGGCCUACAGGGCCCUGGGGGUGGGCGCAUCGAUGAGCUGCGAGGUGGUUGUGUUGUACUUUGCCAGGAGCGCAGAGCUAGCGGGGGUUCGCUCAGAGACCGUUUCCGUGCCACAGCGAAUCACCUCUCUCCAGCUGUGGGAUGAAAUUGUGAAGAGACGUUCGAGGCUUGCUGUCCUACGGGAUCAGGUGGUCUUUGCUGUUCGGCAGGAAUACGUCCUGCUUGGGGAUCAGCUGCUGGUCCUGCAAUCAGGUGACGAGGUUGCUAUUAUCCCACCCAUCAGUGGUGGCUAAGUCCAGCCGAAUACAUUAGGUCCAAUGGUUUGCUGGAUGACUUCCUCCUUCUGCUAGCUGUCCUGGACAGGAUGUACCAACAUUCCCUGCUGUAGAGAUCUGUUAUGCUGGCACUGAGCUGUGAUUGGGUACAGAAAUAAAUGAUUAACACACAUACAACAAUCAGAGAAACCAUGAAUGAAAUUGAGGAAGAGCCAAAAGAUUUCAUCAAAUUGACCCAGGCGAAGCUCUCUGUAGAUGAAGUGUCAGUGUUGGUAACUUCACCAUGCUGUGGGGCUAUCUCUCUGUUUGUAGGCACUACAAGAGAUAAUUUUAAUGGGAAAAAAGUGAUUCAUUUAGAGUAUGAAGCAUAUACACCAAUGGCAGAAGCAGAAAUAAAGAAAAUCUGCAGAGAUGUUAGAAAAAAAUGGCCAGCAAUCAAACAUGUAGCCGUGCAUCAUAGACUUGGCUUGGUUCCAGUGACGGAAGUGAGUGUGAUUAUAGCAGUCUCCUCUCCCCACAGAAUAGAAUCUCUCAAUGCUGUGAGCUACUGCAUUGACACUUUAAAAGCAACAGUUCCAAUAUGGAAAAAGGAGAUGUAUGAAAAAGAAUAUUCUUGGAAAGAAAACAAGGAAUGCUUUUGGACAAACAUGGAAAAAUAACUCCACCUUCUUUUCAGCUGGUCACUCUAUGAAGAUUAGUUUUGAGUUGUUUCCAGAAAAUAUAACUAGGAAUUUCACUUCCAUGCUAACAAACACUUGAAUAAUUUAUAUUGGUUUAAUUAUUCCAGUUAUGAAAUGAUAUACGGUGAAUGGAUUAUUCUUAAAAAUUAUACUUAAAAAUAACUUCAGAUCUUUAAAAUCACCUACUCUGCUCUUGUUUGUAGCAGGCCAGUAUUUAAAAUAUAUUUCAUAAAAUUCUGGGAUGAAAGGUGUCUAAAGUUGUUUGCUUCAUUGUCUUUUUGCUGGCAGUUUGCAGUCACUGCCAGUAUUGGACAUCCCAGGUGGACAAUCAGAUGCGUUUUCAGACCUCAGGUUUUUUUAGUAUGGAUGCAGUUAGUUUAUGAGCUUUGGCAUACUUUUUACAUUCUUGUAAUUUGAAAGAUGCUUCAAGUUGACAAAGCACUUUGGUACGUGCAGAGGGAAAAUAUAUGCUAUACUCAAAGAGUUUA
Molecule: messenger RNA, 1473 nt
Organism: Gavialis gangeticus (Gharial)
Lineage: Eukaryota; Metazoa; Chordata; Crocodylia; Gavialidae
Gene: MOCS2
Product: molybdenum cofactor synthesis 2
Exons: 8
Coding region: 464-964 (166 amino acids)
Biological process (GO): Mo-molybdopterin cofactor biosynthetic process
Cellular component (GO): cytosol
Molecular function (GO): molybdopterin synthase activity
Source: RefSeq, a predicted model, not a curated record